Solanum tuberosum (potato) is the source of this 692-nucleotide messenger RNA. Its product is annotated as 60S ribosomal protein L26-1. Lineage: Eukaryota; Viridiplantae; Streptophyta; Magnoliopsida; Solanales; Solanaceae. The transcript has a single exon. Gene Ontology annotation, molecular function: RNA binding; structural constituent of ribosome. Gene Ontology annotation, biological process: translation. Bases 78 to 518 code for a protein of 146 amino acids. Gene Ontology annotation, cellular component: large ribosomal subunit; ribosome. The record is from RefSeq and is a predicted model, not a curated record.
ACCCUAAUAUUCGUCUUCUUCAUCGGCUGCCAUUUUCAGAGAGGCAGAGGAGAGCGCAACAGUGAAAUCAACAAAAAAUGAAGUACAAUCCUAGAGUAUCCUCCUCCCGCCGGAAGAGCAGGAAGGCUCAUUUCACGGCGCCGUCAAGUGCGCGCCGGAUUUUAAUGAGCGCACCCUUAUCGUCCGAGUUACGUGUAAAGUACAACGUAAGAUCUAUGCCGGUGAGGAAAGACGACGAAGUUCAGGUUGUUCGUGGAACUUACAAGGGCCGUGACGGGAAGGUCGUCCAAGUGUACCGUAAGAAAUGGGUGAUCCACAUUGAACGUAUAACCAGGGAGAAGGUUAAUGGAUCUACUGUGAACGUUGGUAUUCAUCCUUCGAAGGUUGUUGUUACAAAGCUCAGGCUUGACAAAGACAGGAGAUCACUACUCGACCGCAAGGCUAAGGGACGCGCUGCUGCUGACAAGGACAAGGGCACUAAGUUCACUUCUGAGGAGAUCAUGCAGACAAUCGAUUGAUUUUUCACUCAUUUUGUCUGGUAUUGCUAUUUUAGCUAAAGAGAAUUUAUAGCCGUCCGUUUCAGUUAAUUAGUGUUUUGUGGAGACAUUGAAUUUUGUUGAAGUUUCUGUUUUUGCUUAAAUCAAUGAUGAUGAUACUUCAGAAUCCCAUAAUUUAGUUAAAUUAUUAUGUUA